Entelurus aequoreus (snake pipefish) is the source of this 1689-nucleotide messenger RNA. Its product is annotated as zona pellucida sperm-binding protein 4-like. Gene Ontology annotation, cellular component: egg coat. Bases 48 to 1517 code for a protein of 489 amino acids. The record is from RefSeq and is a predicted model, not a curated record. Gene Ontology annotation, biological process: binding of sperm to zona pellucida; prevention of polyspermy. The transcript has 8 exons. Lineage: Eukaryota; Metazoa; Chordata; Actinopteri; Syngnathiformes; Syngnathidae. Gene Ontology annotation, molecular function: structural constituent of egg coat; acrosin binding.
GGGGUCAAGGAGGGGGUGGAGGAGGGGGUCAAGGAGGAGGUCAAGGAAUGGGUCAAGGAUAUCCGCCAGGAUAUGGACAUGGACAAGGACAUGGAGGGGGUUAUGGUUAUUACCAAGGGCAAGGAUAUUCCCAGCAGAGUUACAGUCAAUGGCCAAGAUACGAUGACGUUGGAGUUGUCAAACCGGUCGUCGUCAAACCCGUCGAAGUAGUCAAACCCGUCGUCGGAGUUCUCAAACCUGUCGAAGUUGUCAAACCCGUCGUCGGAGUUCUCAAACCUGUCGAACUCCUCAAACCCGUUGUCGUGCCUGUCGUUGAAAAAUUGGAACACGGAGGCUUGAAACCCGGAGGCUUGAAACCUUAUUCCGACCCCAUGCGUUAUGAUCAAUCCGGCCAAAACCAGAAGGUGUACGACAGAAAAACCCCCCACCAUCCGCAACCCCACCCACGGAGCUGCGAUGUCCAUCUAAACGCGCGAGUCCCGUGUGGAGGCCGUGAUAUCAGUGGGAGUGAUUGUGAGGCCAUUAAUUGCUGCUACGAUGGAGGCCACUGCUACUUUGGGAACACGGUGACCGUCCAGUGUACCAAGGAUGGCCAGUUCAUCGUGGUCGUGUCCAGAGAAUGUACUCUGCCCAACAUUGACCUGGAUACCAUUUCUCUGUUGGGAGAUGGUCAAGGCUGCACACACGUGGACUCCAACUCCGCCUUUGCCAUCUACCAGUUUCCCGUGACCGCCUGUGGCAGCAUCAUUACGGAGGAGCCCGGUAUCAUCGUCUAUGAGAACAGGAUGACCUCCUCGUACGAAGUAGGAGUGGGGCCUCUGGGCGCUAUAACCAGGGACAGCAGCUACGAUUUGCUCUUCCAGUGUCGAUACACCGGCACGUCUGUUGAGACUUUCAUCGUAGAGGUUCAACCAAUAAGUCACCCUGUCUCGGUAUCUGUUUGGGGUCCCAUCCAUGUGGCUCUUAGGUUGGCCAAUGGACAAUGCUUUGCAAAGGGCUGUGUUGAAGAGGAUGUGGCCUAUAGUUCUUACUAUAUGGAAGGAGACUAUCCUGUAACCAAAGUCUUGAGGGAUCCUGUGUACGUGGAGGUUCAACUCAUGGAAAGAACAGAUCCCAAACUUGUCCUGUCCCUCGGUCGCUGUUGGACCACCACCAGCGCAAACCCUCACAGUUUGCCCCAGUGGGACAUUCUGAUCGACGGGUGUCCGAACAGGGACGAUCGUUACUUGACUUCUCUGGUGCCAGUCGGUCCAAACUCUGGUCUGGAAUUCCCGACCCACUACAGGCGCUUCAUUUUCAAAAUGUUCACCUUUGUGGACACCAGCUCACUGGAACCGCAGAACCAACAGGUGUACAUCCACUGCAGCACAUCCAUCUGUGACGCUUCAGCCGGCUACUCCUGUGAGCCGUCGUGCUUCAGGACCAAGAGACAGGCGGAGGACGACGGCCAGAAGACGGUGGAGUCGAGGCCCGUGGUCACCGUGGGACCCGUGGUCAUGGUGAACCGCCAAGACUGAAGGCGGCAGUCGCGACAUUUCAUGAAGGAUUGAAACGGCAUCAUGAUUUGUUAUUUGUGUCCUGGCCUCAAGUGUUCAUCUAUUGGCAGACUGAGGCAGCAAAACGUGCACUGCAGUGAUAAUAAAAUGAGUUCCUCAAAGUCAAACUUGUAUUAAAGAGCUUUUUAUGUGC